AUGCUACAGUCUCAGUCUAUUCGAAGAAAACUAGUCGUUGUUGGUGAUGGUGCAUGUGGAAAAACGUCUCUGCUGUCAGUAUUCACUUUAGGUUAUUUUCCUACGGUUCCUACCGUGUUUGAGAAUUACGUUUCGGAUUGUAGAGUGGAUGGAAAAUCCGUCCAGCUAGCAUUGUGGGAUACAGCUGGUCAAGAAGAAUACGAACGUUUACGUCCAAUGUCUUAUGCCAAAGCACACAUUAUUCUUAUAGGUUUUGCUAUUGAUUCUCCGGAUUCCUUGGAAAACGUUUCUACGAAGUGGAUUGAGGAAGUUAAUACACUUUGCCCUAAUAUACCUUUCAUUCUCGUUGGCAUGAAGGCGGAUUUAAGAACCGAUCCAGGCGCAAUUGAAGAAAUGCGGCGGCGAAAUCAAAACUUUGUUAAACCACAGCAAGCUGAGAUUGUUGCACAAAGGAUUGGCGCAAGAAAGUACAUGGAAUGUUCCUCUUUGACAGGUGAUGGCGUAGAUGAUGUUUUUGAGGCUGCAACUCGUGCUGCCUUAACAGUACGCGAUUUGGAAAUGGAUAAAAGCUCUACAAAAUGCUGCGUUAUUGUUUAG
Molecule: messenger RNA, 597 nt
Organism: Schizosaccharomyces cryophilus OY26
Lineage: Eukaryota; Fungi; Ascomycota; Schizosaccharomycetes; Schizosaccharomycetales; Schizosaccharomycetaceae
Product: rho family GTPase Rho2
Exons: 7
Coding region: 1-597 (198 amino acids)
Biological process (GO): small GTPase-mediated signal transduction
Molecular function (GO): GTPase activity; GTP binding
Source: RefSeq, a predicted model, not a curated record